AUGCAUCAAUUUCGCAAGAGCACAUCUGUGCCUCGACAGGAGAGGCAGAAGAACCCCAAUCGGUGCAGACCAAAAUCCAAAGGAGGCUGCCUACGAUGCAAGCAGCGGCGACGCAGAUGUGAUGAGACUAAGCCCAGCUGCCAGGAAUGCUCGAGAAAGGGGUUUACAUGCCCCGGAUAUCAAAAAAAGCCUCUUGAGUGGCGCUAUGUCUUUAAAGAGGGAGAGACGCAAGACGAAGAACAAGUAAUUCUCUCGCUGUCGGAAGAAUCUCCACCACCAUCUGUUCCCGGGACGCAAAAUCCUCACAGCGAAGAGAGCCAGACCGCCGAAGCUAGCCAGAACAAUGGGCUACAAGAGCUGUGGGACGAAGCCAGCUCAACGCUCUUCGACCAACUACCGGAUAUUGACCCAUCUGACGGGAUAUGUUCAAAGCUGGAGUCCAUAUCAAAUAAUAUAGCUACCAUCAAGGAUGCAGUAGAGUCAGAUGACAGCCUGGUCAUUCUCCGUCGCCGCCUGGCAAACACCACAAUACCAUCAUUUCUGAUUCAAAUGCCAGCUAUCCUGGUACAAUACUAUUUUGAUUACGUGUGCAAGGCAUGGUCAUCUUUUGACUCGCCUUUAAAUCCAUUUCGACUCAUAGUCAGCCGCCUUUGGAGUCGGAACGCGGCGAUCUACUAUGCUAUCCAAAGCAUGGCAGCAGCAUCGCUAGCCAACGACUUUCCAGGCAUGAGGGCGAUUGGAAGACAAACUCAGCAGCAAGCAAUUGCAUGCCUUCGAAAUAACCCACGGAUUGGUACUUUGCAUCGAGAUAACCAAGACGACGAGUUCUUCCUGGCUCUUCUCAUGAUUGGAUUGACUACAGCGUGGCACAACGCCGCCGAUCUGGGGCUGGAAUAUCUGAAGGAGGCUAAGGAUCAUCUCAUCAAGCAGCAGAAGAUGUGUCAGAGCCCCAAUUCUGUAUUUGCCAAACAAUACCCACUAUUUCAACAGUGUCUACUAUACUGGAACAUGUUGGCUGCAUUUGUCGCGGAAGAUUCUCUACUUUUGAGUGAAGAGAGCGUUCUCGAGCGAACCGACCCGGAAACCUCCGUAUACCUGAUUGACGGCCAGGCUCUUCCACACCCAUGGACGGGCCCGCUUUCCAAAGCGCUAAGGCUAUUCUAUCAAAGUGCGCGGGUGGUUCGAGCGGCACGAAUAUCUCAUCGCACACGCGUUGACAAUAUUGACUUGGUAACCUUCGAUUUUGACAAUUUGGUUAAAGAGAUCGAUCUGCGGCAGAAAGCCGAACGCCUGGAAGAGGAUAUACUGUUCACAGGGCUGUCAUCAUACUGUGGACCGGUGGACAUUGGUGACACAAAUACGCCUCCUUCCCAUUUUAUAAUUUUGGCGGAGGCUUAUCGCUGUGCUGGGCUCUUGCAAAUUUAUCAUGUCUUCCCCGACAUUCUUGAGGAUCGAUUAUGUCUUAAUAAGAGACCCGGGGCAAACACACCAGCUCUGUUUUCAGUCCUCCUACCUGCAGACUCUCCUGUCCGAUCUGGGGAGGAUACACGCCGUGUCUUGGCUGUACACAUUGUGUCACUUCUCGACCAACUUCCUUCUACAUCGGGAACCCGCUUCAUGCAGCUUGUGCUUUUGACUUGCAUUUCUAGCGACCUUGUGUUUUCCAAUGAAUCGGUUUUUGGACCCGGAGCGAACCCUCUCGCUUGCCUGAACACUCUAGACGUUGAUGUUGCCCAAGGGAGGCGCAGAGUCAAUACCCGGCUGUCGGAGCUUACCUUGAUUGUUCCAAAGCUACCAAUGCAACGCAUAUCAGGAAUCGUGCAUGAAGUUUGGGAUAGAGCAGAUUCGGGAAUGGGAGUAUAUUGGCUGGACUUGAUGGUUGAGAGAAGUCUUGAAACGAUCAUGGGAUGA
Molecule: messenger RNA, 1911 nt
Organism: Penicillium canariense
Lineage: Eukaryota; Fungi; Ascomycota; Eurotiomycetes; Eurotiales; Aspergillaceae
Product: Zn(II)2Cys6 transcription factor
Exons: 2
Coding region: 1-1911 (636 amino acids)
Biological process (GO): positive regulation of transcription by RNA polymerase II
Cellular component (GO): nucleus
Molecular function (GO): DNA-binding transcription factor activity, RNA polymerase II-specific; zinc ion binding; transcription cis-regulatory region binding
Source: RefSeq, a predicted model, not a curated record